Molecule: messenger RNA, 1610 nt
Organism: Zophobas morio
Lineage: Eukaryota; Metazoa; Arthropoda; Insecta; Coleoptera; Tenebrionidae
Exons: 5
Coding region: 264-1361 (365 amino acids)
Source: RefSeq, a predicted model, not a curated record
GUAUUAAAUGUUUUUGGACCAUAAUGGACACGAAUGCGAAAACGAACCAUAAUGGGUUAAAUUUAUUCAUAAAUUCCAACCAUAUGACUCCCAUCACCCCUAAAGAAACGAAAUAAAUAGACUGUAAAUAACUGCAAAGCACCGGCUUUUAUGUGCAUAUUGUGCUUCCUCCUUGUUUACCAGUUCGAUGACGUAUACCGGAUGAAUUAUAAUCGGAAGAUAAGAUUUUCUAAUAAAAGUACAUCGUGCAAGCACAAAGAAGCAUGGACAAACCAAGAAUCUUAGUACUUGGAGGUUGUGGCUUUAUAGGCCGAAAUUUAGUCUCUUUUUUAGUAUCCAACGAUCUCGCUAGUGCAAUAAGAGUAGUAGAUAAAGUUCCUCCACAAGUGGCUUGGCUAAACGAACAAUGCCAAAAGUACUUCCAAAACCCCAUUGUAGAAUUCAAAAGUGCUAACCUUAUAAACCCAGAAUCAUGCAAAAACGCCUUCAGUUGCUCAGAAUUUCAAUGGGAUUAUGUAAUUAAUUGUGCUGGUGAAACUAAGCUGGGUCAAACUGAUCCCGUAUAUGAAGAAGGUAUUUUGAAAUUGAGUGUUAAUUGUGCAAAGCAGGCCGCUUUGGAUAAUGUUAAGCAUUACAUCGAGUUGUCUUCGGGCAAAAUGAGUUCUUCGGAAAAAGUGCCUCAUAAGGAAGAUGGGUCCAUCGAGCCUUGGUCUUUCAUAGGAAAAUGGAAGUAUCGGGUCGAACAACAAAUACGUGAUAUUCCGGACCUUAAGUACACCGUUUUAAGACUUGCUACGGUAUACGGCUUAGGAGAUCGCAUGGGUCUUACACCCCGAAUCAUCGUAGCUUCAAUCUACAAACAUUUAGGAGAAACAAUGAAACUGCUUUGGAAUUCCGAUUUGAAAAUCAAUACCAUACAUGUUGUAGAUGUUUGCAGAGCGAUCUGGUUUACAUGCACCCGGGAUGACACUUUGGGACAGAUAUACAACGUUGUUGAUGACGGCGAUUCAAGCCAAGGCUCCCUUUGCACCAUCCUCUCUGACCUUUUUAGCAUCAAAACCGAAUUUUGUGGCAACGUCGUCUCGGCAGUCGUAGAUCUCGAAACUGUCGCCGACGACGCCAAUGACAAACACUUAGUGCCUUGGGCGGAAGUUUGCAGAAAAGAUAAUAUUCAAAACACGCCGCUGACACCACACAUGGACCCAGAGCUGCUCUUGCACAAACACUUGAGGCUCGAUGGCGUGAAGUUGAAGGAUUUGGGAUUCUCAGUGAGUGUUCCUUCUCCCACCAUCGACAACGUUAAGGAGAUUAUUGAUGAUUAUGUUAAGAUGAAAGUGUUUCCUUUUUCUUUAGCUCCAUGAUUAUCAACUUAAUUGGAAUAUAAGUACUUAAUUUUAUAUGCGUUAUAUUGCUUAUGUUUUGGCUGUAAGUUUGACUUGCAUUCCUUUGAUGUAUGUGAUUUUUAUAAUCUAGUUGAAAUGAGUCAGGACUGAAAAUUUGUCAAUUAAAAUUGCUCAAUUUAUUUAUAUAUUUGAAAUUAGGAAAUAUUGUGGUAUUGUUGGUAAAAAUGUAAAACUUGUUGUGAAAUUUAUAAAAAUUGCAUUUGCUUA